CUUAAAAAGCGUUAUAAAAUAUAAUAGACUUAGAGUUAAAUAUUUUAAUUCAACAGACUUUUCAGAUUACAAUACCAUCUUCAUCCAAGAUAAUCGUACGCAACGAUGAUAGUUUUAUCGUCGAAUUCGCUUCAUCUCCAGGACCCUAACAAGUCGAUCUUCACGUAACAUAAUUUUGAAACUUCGGGGUAAUCUCCAAGAUCAUUUUCACGCACAGUGGUGGCGCGCUAUGGUUCCUGUUGACCUCUCCAACGCUCCGACGAGCUGCAAUCUCCACGGCCCGACAGCCAUCGCUUCUCCAGCACCAAUGGAAACCUGCAACGUAGACCCGCUUGCCGCCUGCCCAAUGGCCCCCGACAUGCACGCUCUACCAGAGGAAGGCACCGCCGACAAGGCUCUUUCCGUGCUGAAGAACGACCAUCUCGAACGAGUAAUCCAAUUGCGUGACAAGAUCUGCGCCCGCGAGACCGACCCGGAGAGAUACGAACUGUGUGUGCAAAUGCGGGACGAGCUUCUCCGGGAGAGCUCCGAAGUCCAGCUUCUGGCCGCCGCCUACGAUCAUGUCAUGUCUACUCAUUGCGCCAAGUACAAGGAUCGGAAAUUGGCCAGGGAAAAGCGGUCGACCAAGCGGACAAAACUGGACGAGGAUUCAGAGUGGAACAGGUUCCUCGACGUUGCAGAGAGCGGUCUGGAGUUCAAAUCCCAAUGUCUCUCUCCGCUAAAGACGGUAGCGGCCUGCUGGGGAGAGGAUGUUGUCCAGCACUACCAGUGGGUUUACAAGGGACCCAAAUACUGCAAAGUGCUCUGCACAGCAGCACGGAACGUUAACACCUGGAAGAGGGCCGUAGAGGCGUUGAAUUGGUUGAUGCUCAAACGAUCUCAGCAGGGACCGAGUCUCAAGCGGCGCCCGAUCCACGACUCGUCCAAUCCCAUCCAACAAGGCGAUUUGGACAACUUGGCCAAGUAUCCGCCGGACACCGAGCGGGCCAUCGAAGCGCCCCAGGGGUUUGGCUUCGACAAAUUCGGCCUCCUAGUCUAUGAGAAAUACGCUUCCGUCCUGCCACAGGCCGAUAGACUUGUUAGUCCGAGCUCGGCAACCCCGCCAGAAGUUGGCAAUUCUGAUACCUCUGAGGAGCCAUCGAUAUCAGACAGCACUACUAGCACAGGCCUAGAGACGGCCGCUGCCUCGGAGGGAUCGGAUCGGAUGAGUUUAGACCCUAUCGUGCGGGAGGUCAUCAAUACCGUCCUUGCCGAGGGCGCCAAUGAGGCGAUGACAAGCUGCGGCCAAUCUAGCAGUGAUUCUAGUGAGGAUAGGGCUGCAAUUCUACCUCCUCCUGCUCCCCCUGACUCCGCUAAUGCCACGCCCGAUUCCUCUAUUACCUCGGAGGAAUUAGAUCGGACGGAUUCCGACACCGACGGUGCUGGGGCCGAGGAUGGUCUUGGCCCUGCGAAUGCCGUCCCCGAUCAGUCUAUCAGAGUGGCACCUCGCCCACGUCCGUCCUACCAGGGCCUCGCCGGCACCAAAGCAGCCAAGCCCAGACAAGCUCGACUUCCCCGGGUCCAGGUUACAGAGAUGCCGCCAGACUGCUGUUCGAAAGUGCCAUCAUCGCUCCGAUUGGCCUUGACCAACCCGUCUCUGUUCGACCACGAGGCAGCAGCCCAACUCUUCCCUUUCCUCGGCCAGCUUUGCCGUGAGCACCUUCAGCGCUAUGCCGAACUUCGGCACCACACCGAGCAGCCACUGGCUAUGGCUUUGGCCAAAGGCGCCGGCUUGCUUGAGCAUCUAAAUACACCAAGCAAAGCCGCGUUGUACGCCGAUGCCAGUACUUCCUUCCGCCGCCGCAGAGCCUCGCUGUCCGAUAUCACCACGCCGUCGAAGCGGCCACGGCUCGACGCGCCGCUGGCACUCUCUAAGUGGCCAGGCAUUCGUGGAGACCGGCCGGCGCAGGACAUUAUAGCCGACGAUGCCUACCGGCGACGAGUGAUGGCCGAACUGCGCCAGGUCACGCCGGUCGCUGGCUCGCACGGCGAGGAAACCAAUCGGCUUGUUUACGAAUUGUUAGAGAGGGUUCAGCACCCAAACACCGACAGCUGCCGUGGCAGAGUCGAGGCCUGGUUUUGCACUGGCGACGAAGCAGCACAUAUGGUCGAGUCUCGGUCUCCCGUCGACGCUCCGAUCUUCACCAAAGACCAGCAGCCGUUUAGAUGGGGCGAGGGAGGACGCCCGGUUGAGCAAUUCUUUCGGAGAACAUCCCGUCUCGCAGUUCUGACGAGGAGUCCUUUCAGGGUGUUGAUGGCAGGGAGCGCUGAGAGAGUGGUGGCGUCCACGGAGCAGUGGAGCGAGUGGAAGGACGUCGAUAAAUGGGCCCUGCUUUCGCAAGGCGGCCAUCAUACGGCUCCACACAUGGACAGUCACGGCUACUCUACGUGGAUCACAGCGCAGGAAGGGACAAUCGGGUUCAUCUGGAUGUCAUCCCCAACAAAAGAAGAACGGGAAGCGUGGAUGGCCAACCCCCACUGCUAUACCGGUGGCAGAUGGAGAUACGUCCUCAUUCGGCCAGGCGAGACUGUUUUCUUCGGGCCGGGCACGAUCCACGGUGUCUUUCGAGAACAAAAUUGCCAGACAUUGGCUUUCGGUGGCCAUGUUCUCCAGUGGUCUGGCAUCCAGCGCUGGAUCCAAGUUGUUCUUGCCGAGCUGAACAACCCGGCAACCACGAAUGAGGAGAUGAAGACGACCGCGCCGAAGCUCGUCGGCGUGGUAGCAACGCUUGUCGAAACCAAAGUGAAGGAGGGUCGGGUCGAGGAGCUUGGUGGCGAGGCUGCAGUCAAGGGCUUCUUCGAAUCCGUCAGAGAAGUACGGAGAAAACAAAACUGGAAGAAUUUCAAUUAG
Molecule: messenger RNA, 2890 nt
Organism: Chaetomium fimeti
Lineage: Eukaryota; Fungi; Ascomycota; Sordariomycetes; Sordariales; Chaetomiaceae
Exons: 3
Coding region: 230-2890 (886 amino acids)
Source: RefSeq, a predicted model, not a curated record